AUGGUGGCGCACAUGCACCUGGGGACUCUAAUUGGGUCUGGGGUCCCUGCAGGCUCCAGACAGGGAUGCGCGGCGCCUUCGGGAAGCCGCAGGGCACGGUGGCUGGGGCUGGGGUCUGUGUGUGUGUGUGUAACUGACCCUGUAAUUGGGUCUGUAAUUGGGUCUGGGGUCUGUAAUUGGGUCUGGGGUCUCCAAUCCCCCCCAGGCUCCAGACCGGCAUGCGCGGUGCCUUCGGGAAGCCGCAGGGCACGGUGGCGCGCGUGCAGCUGUGACUGGGGUCUGUGUGUGUGUGGGUCUCUAAUUGGGUCUGGGGUCUCUAAUUGGGUCUGGGGUCUCUCCAGGCUGCAGACCGGCAUGCGCGGCGCCUUCGGGAAGCCGCAGGGCACGGUGGCGCGCGUGCACAUCGGCCAGGUGAUCAUGUCCAUCCGCACCAAGGCGCAGAACAAGGAGCACGUGGUGGAGGCGCUGCGCAGGGCCAAGUUCAAGUUCCCCGGCAGGCAGAAGAUCCACAUCUCCAAGAAGUGGGGGUUCACCAAGUUCAACGCGGACGCCUUCGAGGAGAUGGUGGCGCAGAAGCGCCUGAUCCCCGACGGCUGCGGCGUCAAGUACGUGCCCUGCAGGGGCCCCCUGGACCGCUGGAGAGCGCUGCACGCCUGAACCCCAAAACAAACACCCGGGGAACCCCAAAAACAACCCCAAAACACCCGGGGGAGACCAAAACACCCAGAGCACCCCAACAACACCCGGGGGUGAGCCCCAAAACACCCCAAAAACACCUGGGGGAAGCCUAGAAACACCCGGGGAACCCCAGAAACACACGGGGAACCCCAAAAAAAACCCCAAAACAGCUGGGGGAGACCAAAACACCCCAAAAACACCUGGGGGAAGCCUAGAAACACCCUGGGAACCCCAGAAAUAACCAGGGGGAGCUCCAAAACACACGGGGAACCCCAAAAACACCUGGGGAACCCCAAAAAUACACCAGGAGGGAGCCCCAAAACCCAUGGGGACUCCAAAAUUCAUGGGGAACCCAGGCUGGGGAGGAGCCCGGGGGGUUUUGGGGCUCUGGGUGGAAUAAAAGCUUUUGAAAAGUUC
Messenger RNA from Passer montanus (Eurasian tree sparrow), 1095 nucleotides. RefSeq lists its product as uncharacterized. NCBI's taxonomy places the organism in Eukaryota, Metazoa, Chordata, Aves, Passeriformes, Passeridae. The record is from RefSeq and is a predicted model, not a curated record. Gene Ontology annotation, biological process: ribosomal large subunit assembly; translation. Gene Ontology annotation, molecular function: structural constituent of ribosome. Gene Ontology annotation, cellular component: cytosolic large ribosomal subunit; ribosome. Bases 1 to 657 code for a protein of 218 amino acids. The transcript is spliced from 3 exons.